Messenger RNA from Verruconis gallopava, 1129 nucleotides. RefSeq lists its product as uncharacterized. The transcript has 3 exons. Gene Ontology annotation, cellular component: P-body; spliceosomal tri-snRNP complex; U6 snRNP. Gene Ontology annotation, biological process: spliceosomal snRNP assembly; mRNA splicing, via spliceosome; P-body assembly. NCBI's taxonomy places the organism in Eukaryota, Fungi, Ascomycota, Dothideomycetes, Venturiales, Sympoventuriaceae. The record is from RefSeq and is a predicted model, not a curated record. Gene Ontology annotation, molecular function: U6 snRNA binding. The coding region runs from base 137 to 523 and encodes 128 amino acids.
ACGCAGCGUCCAAGCUUUGAAACUCCCGUUUUUUUGAUACACCAAAAUAACCCGCAGCAUCAUCGACCAGGAGCUAGGCAGAAUCGACGGCUCACCAAAAAAAAAACAAAAAAAAAUUAAUUCAGUUUCGGACACCAUGCUGCCGCUGGGCCUUCUCAAUGCCGCCGUCGGCCAUCCGAUGCUGGUCGAACUGAAGGAUGGCGACACGCUGAACGGGCACCUGCUGUCGUGCGACACGUGGAUGAACCUCGUCAUGAAGGAGGUGAUCCAGACGAGCGCGGAGGGCGACAAGUUCUUCAGGCUGGAAGAGGCCUACGUGCGAGGGAACAAUAUCAAGUACAUCCGGGUCUCGGACGACAUCGUCGAUGCGUUGAAGGAGCAGCAGCAGAAGGAGCAGGCAAGCCGCGCCCAGCAGCAGGGACGCGGUGACCACCAGCGUGGAGGCUUCGGCGGUCGCGGCGACAGAGGCGGCAGAGGAAGAGGUGGCAGGGGUGUUCGUGGCGGCAGAGCUCGCGGCUCAUAAUCCACCGGCUCUGCAGGUUAAAGGGCUUUUCCCGCGACGAUGACACGGCUACGCUCUCAGGACAGCGCAAAGCCACGGCCCCAAGGGCUCGAGACGUGCUAGCCGGCGUGAAUUCACGACGUCCACACGAUUGGAUUGGGGAGCACGCGCUCGGGGUUUGCAGACGCACGACAGCGUGUGGCGAGAAAACAAGAAAAAAGACAGGAAGACGAAGAGAAGGAGAAUAAUUUCUUCCAUUUGGUUAUUAUCUCCAAUGUCUGGUGAUCUACCUGUAUCAUAUACCCCGAAUUGCACAUCCAGACACCGUCGCUUCCGUGAUCCUCCAGCCGGUAUGCAUUCUGGAAAGUCCCUGACUGCACCUAACGAAAGACCAAAACAACGACAGCAAAACAACAAGAAGAGUAGGCCGUGACUGCUGUCUGAAGAGUGUGGAAUUAAACCCCUAACUCGCGUACAUAUAUAUCCAAUUCGUGUGGCACACGAACGCGCCAACUAGUAGAAAGAAAGGUGCAAAAUAGUAACAAGUCGGUCUGAUUGCUUUAAGAUGUGGUAAAGUUGGGCUGAGAGGUGGUCCGUUAGGUGUAGCUUCUCAUGGCAUCGAGAUAU